Geosmithia morbida is the source of this 2037-nucleotide messenger RNA. Its product is annotated as DNA repair exonuclease SbcCD ATPase subunit. The transcript has a single exon. NCBI's taxonomy places the organism in Eukaryota, Fungi, Ascomycota, Sordariomycetes, Hypocreales, Bionectriaceae. Bases 1 to 2037 code for a protein of 678 amino acids. The record is from RefSeq and is a predicted model, not a curated record.
AUGCUGGGCUGGAUGUUGAACCGCGGCGACAACGCGCCUGACGUCGCCGAUGCUGGUGGUGCGCAUAUCCCCAAGCUAUCACGCUUAGAGAAUCACGUACUGACAUAUUUCAAACCAUUAGAUACUACACAAGUCGAUAUGCCCGAUACGCCUGCACCCGUCUUCGCCGCGCGCGCCUUCAAGAGCGUCUUGUUCGGAACACCCCGCAAUUCACGAGUCUCUAAGACAACAGCAGCCUCUUCGAAUAACUCGUCAUCACAAACACCGGAACCAAAACCUCAGGGCAUUCUCCUAACUCCCGGUACUGGUGCCGCGAAACAGAAGCGCGUCUCAUUUGGUCGCGAUGUCGGGCGCAAUGCGAACAGCUCAAAAGAGUCGAUGAGCAGCAAGGACGACGAGCCUCACAAACGAACGCGCCUGAACCGAGCCCUCGAGAAGGCGCAGCAGAACAAGACGGCGGCUAGCAGGAUGACCGCCAGGUCUAAACGCGAUGCGUCCGAUGACGAGUGGGAAGAGGAUGACGACGACCAAGACAAUGACAGCGGUAGUCACGAUAUGACUCUCGACCUCAACGAGCCGCACUCGGAGUCUGGGCGGUACUGGAAGCAGGAAUACGAAAAGUACCACAAUGACGCCAAGUCUGAGCUUGAGAAACUGCUCAAGUAUAAGCAGCUGGCAAAAUCCUACGCUCAGCAAAAGGACUUUGAGGCCAUCGAGCUGGCCGAGAAGCUUAAGGAGGAGCAGCAAAAGGUUAUCAAGAUGGAGAAGAAAAUCGCCGAGAACGCCUCCGACAUUUUGGCACGACAUGGCAGCACUUCGUCUGAGGGGGCGGCUGAGUCUGAAAUAAUGACCAAACUCACCAAGCAGACGGCCCUGGCUGUGCAGUACCGCCAACGUGUCGAGGACCUGGAGGACCAGCUCGAGGCUUUCCUCGAGGACAGACAUAGCACAGCGUCAGACAACAGAGGCAGCGGCGGGCGACGCCAGGUCCUGUCGGCGGCCUCGCCGCGCACGCAAAAGACGCUGCAGGACGUCCAGCGCGAGCUGCGCAAGGCUAGGUCACAGGUGAAAGAGGUCAACAGCCUACGCGACCAAGUGGCCAACCUAAAGCAACAACUCCGAGCUGCCGAGAAGCGCGCCGCCAAGGCAGAGGUCGGUGCAAAAUCCGAGGUAAUCGAGACGGAUAGAUCCAGGGACCUGAGGGCCCAGCUACGCGAGGCCAGGGAGCAGUCGAGGAAGAAGGACGAGGAAAUGCAGGCCUUGCAGAGGGAAUUCGAGAUCUUCCGCAAGGAAAGCCAGGCCCGCAGUGAGGAGGCAAACCAGGUCCUCGCGAGGGCGCACGCCAAGAUUGCCGAUCUCAGGAAGGAGGUUAGGACGCUCAAGACGACUUUUGGAUUCGACAGGCACCAUCAACGGGACAGGGAACAAGACAACAAUGCCGAACCGCAGCCCCUCCACGAAGAUGCGGCACCACUCCCCAGGCCGUCGAGCACGCGUCUUCACGGUAGCAAGGGUAGAUCGACGAGUCUCCGCGACAAGUUCCACGACGACGCGACCAACACAUCUGCCGUUCCCGAACCCGGAGACACAAAUGUCAUGUCUGGCGCCCUUGGCGGCGAUCGGCCACGUUUCAGCAGGCCUGCCCUGUCUUCUACCCCGCGAUCCCCUGUCGUGCGAGCAUACGACUCUCCCUCAAGGGCAGCAGCGCCGAUACCCAAAGAUGUAGGCGACCUCUCUGUCCUCGCCGAGUCGCUCUCCCGCAACAAGGUCACCGAUCAUGACAUUCAGUUGGAGGCCAGGAGCCCGCAACGACACCAGUCCCCGAUCCGCGGGGCCCACCUGCGUCAAACUGAGGCGGCUGCCGCUGCUCCUCUAGCCGCUUCUCUUGACAAUGCUCCUACCGCCUCAGCCUCUGCAAAGAGCAGACUCCCCCCUGAGAGACGCGCAGCAGCUAUGGCUAGACUAGCACAGAAGAGGCAUGAGAAGAAGCUGGAGAGGUCGCGAGGUGUGCUGGACAAGGAGAAUGUCCAGCCCUGA